This is a messenger RNA of Brassica oleracea var. oleracea, 2234 nucleotides long. Its product is annotated as BRCA1-associated RING domain protein 1. Gene Ontology annotation, molecular function: ubiquitin-protein transferase activity. Gene Ontology annotation, biological process: negative regulation of fatty acid biosynthetic process; double-strand break repair via homologous recombination; positive regulation of transcription by RNA polymerase II. The record is from RefSeq and is a predicted model, not a curated record. The transcript is spliced from 14 exons. Lineage: Eukaryota; Viridiplantae; Streptophyta; Magnoliopsida; Brassicales; Brassicaceae. The coding region runs from base 51 to 2144 and encodes 697 amino acids. Gene Ontology annotation, cellular component: BRCA1-A complex; BRCA1-BARD1 complex; plasma membrane.
CUCUUCGGCUUCAAGAGGUUUUCGUCAUCUAGAUCUCGUUCCGUACAGUAAUGGCUUAUUUCACCAACAUGCUGAUGAAUCCAUGGGUUCUUCAUCUCCAGAAGCUCGGUUUAGAGCUCAAGUGCCCUCUAUGCUUGAAAUUGCUUAAUCAACCGGCGUUGCUUCCUUGUGAUCACGUCUUCUGCGAAUCGUGUAUACAUGAAUCGUCACAAGUUGAAUCAGGCUGCCCUGUUUGCAAAUCCAAACAUCCCAAGAAGGCUCGGAGGAAUCUGCAUUUCAUGGAGAGUGUUAUAAGCAUAUACGAAAGCUUAAAUGCAGCUGUUGGUGUUCAUCUCCCUCAGUUACAGAUCCGGAACGGUUCCAACCGUCCACAAGACGGUGGAUCUGAAGAUUCUGAGAUGAUUGACAAGGAUGUGAUCAAGGGAAAUGGUGGUGGUAGUGACUCUUCUAGCCUUGAUGGUUCUCCCCUUCCAGCAUCUGAAUCAGACAACUCUGGCAAUCACACACCGGGAAGUCAGAAAGGGCCAGCUGCUAAAUGUAUGAGUGGCGUCACUGCUUCUGAGCAGUUUUGCAAUGCUGCGAGGAAGCGAAUUUGUGUGGAGUCCUUUAGUCGUGAUGAUUCUAUGCUUCCAAAGUCGAAAGACACUACUCCAAAUCCGAUAACUCAGGAUCAAACUGCGCAUCUGUUGAUGGAGAACCUCCAGUCAUGUGAUAAUGGAAAAGCACAGAUACAUCAGCAGGUACCUGAAAGUCAUACAGAACAAGCUGCAAAAAGGAAGUGUGACAUCACCGUUUCUGAAGCAAUGGAAAAUCAUCAAAAGGUUUACAAGAGGCAGAAGAACCUGAUGCAAAAAGCUGAUGAUUUUGAAUUGAAGAACAACUACACAUCAAACUCUGAUGAUCAGCUAAUUGGGAAUACCUCAAAGUCAACAGAUUUGACACCAUCUGUAAUUUCAGAUCAACCAUCAUCCAACAUAACCAUAUGUGGCUUCUGCCAGUCUGCUAGGGUAUCUGAGGCCACUGGAGAAAUGCUGCAUUACUCCAGAGGAAAUCCGGUGUUUGGAGAUGACAUCUUCCGAUCCAAUGUUAUCCAUGUCCAUAGCGCAUGUAUUGAAUGGGCACCGCAAGUUUACUACGAAGGUGACAUAGUGAAGAACCUGAAAGCAGAACUGGCAAGGGGGAUGAAAAUCAAGUGCACCAAAUGUUGUCUGAAAGGGGCUGCCUUAGGCUGCUAUGUUAAGUCUUGCCGCAGGAGCUACCAUGUUCCAUGUGCACGAGAGAUGUCCAGAUGCCGUUGGGAUAAUGAAGACUUUCUCCUGCUUUGUCCGGCACAUUCUUCAGUUAAAUUCCCAAGCGAGAAGUCUAGACCUCGUCGUUGUCUACCUAAAGCUGACUCCUUACCUGAAGGAAAAUCUGCUGAACUUUUUUCGCUGGAAGACAAGCCUGCAAUGACAAAAGACCUUGUUCUGUGUGGAUCAGCACUCUCUCAAGAUGAUAAGCGUGUGAUGGAAAAGCUAGCUGUUAAACUCAAUGCUACAAUAUCAAGAUACUGGAACCCAAGUGUUACACAUGUGAUCGCUUCUACAAACGAGAAAGGAGCUUGCACAAGAACCUUGAAGGUGCUUAUGGGUAUUCUCAACGGAAAGUGGAUUAUCAAUGCAGACUGGAUGAAAGCAAGCCUUGAAGCUUCUCAACCUGUUGAUGAAGAACAAUAUGAGAUUCACAUCGACACUCAAGGAUGUCAAGAUGGACCAAAAACUGCAAGACUCAGAGCAGCAUCUAAUAAACCAAAGCUCUUUGACGGCUUGAAAUUCUAUUUCCAUGGAGACUUCUUCAAAGGGUACAAAGAAGACCUUCAAAACCUACUCAAAGUCGCAGGUGGGACGAUCUUGAAAACAGAGGACGAGCUCACCGCAGAAAACAGCAACAACGUCAGUGAGAGUGACCAAAGAUCAUCAUCAACGAUUGUGGUGUACAACAUUGAUCCUCCACCAGGAUGUGGUUUAGGCGAAGAAGUGACGAUCAUUUGGCAAAGAGCAAAUGAAGCAGAAGCUUUAUCAAGCAAAACUGGGUCUAAAGUCGUUGGUCACACGUGGCUAUUGGAGUCCAUUGCUGGUUAUAAGUUACAUCCUAUGAUCAGCUAACUUAGAUAAAGAAACAAAAAAAAAAUGUUUCAGUUGCUUUACACAAUAUAUUUAAAAUUGUUAUAACUUAUAAGUUACAUCCUAUUUAUU